Molecule: messenger RNA, 1563 nt
Organism: Hibiscus syriacus
Lineage: Eukaryota; Viridiplantae; Streptophyta; Magnoliopsida; Malvales; Malvaceae
Product: WD repeat-containing protein 13-like
Exons: 12
Coding region: 1-1524 (507 amino acids)
Cellular component (GO): nucleus
Molecular function (GO): protein binding; promoter-specific chromatin binding
Source: RefSeq, a predicted model, not a curated record
AUGGCGGGAGGUGAAAUCACCAACAACUGCUCCAAGGAAGGAGGAGCUGCCAGAAAUGAAAGCAAUAAGAAUUGUAUAAACGGCAACGAUAACGAUACUAAUGGAGCCACUAGAAAGAAAGCAAGUGCGAUGGAUCCGGAGGCUUUCUGUUGCGUGCUCCAACCGGUCGCUUCCGAUUCCGGUGAUUCCGGUACCGAUUACAUCGGCAUUCGCCGAAUUCUUCUAUCUCGUAAAGCGGAGUCCGGUUGUUAUCGCCGACUUGAUUGGAGAUGUAAUGGAAAAGGUUAUGUGGCGUACCGGAAUUUCAUGCGUAGGCCAAGAAACUGGGAAAAGUUACACACACCAAGCCGCACAAGCACUGCUGGAAAUAGUGGAAGAUGGUUAUCAGCUUCAAGUUCAUUCUCGCAUUUGUUUGAGUUGGAAAACUGGACCAACUCUAGCAAAGAUAAAGGUAGUGUCCCUGCUGCUUCAAAUCAAAGAACAAGUCUCAGCUCUAGAAUAAGUGACAGUGAUCGCCCACGUCAACAAGCAGUUGAACUUGCAUAUUCUUUUGUAGGAAUGCACUGCAUAUUUGAUCAGGGAAAAGCAGCUGCUACAGUUUUGAAGUUUGGGCACAUGAGUUCUGAUGUACUCGCAUAUGGGGCAUCGGAUGGGACUCUGGUAGUUUGCAAUGUCUCUGAGCCACCUUCAGUUAUCAAGCAAUUAAGCGGGCAUUCAAAAGAUGUCACAGAUUUUGAUUUCUCAUCAAACAAUCAAUACAUUGCAUCAUCAUCAAAGGACAAAACUGUGCGAGUAUGGGAUAUAUCAAAAGGCGUUUGCAUUCGAGUAAUAUAUGGAGUCUCUCCAAAAUUGUGUAUUAGAUUUCAUCCUGUAAACAACAACUUUCUUUCAGUUGGCAAUGUAAAUAAAGAGCUCACUGUCUUCAAUUUCAGCAUUGGUAGGGUAAUCACCAAAUUGAGUUUCGACAGCGAGGUUACUGCAAUGGACCAUGAUCAUGCCGGUCAGUUCAUUUUCUGUGGAGACGCACAGGGAUGCGUAUACUCUGUAAGUAUGGACUCCCGCACAGGUACAUUGUCGCGUUCUUAUCGAUAUCGGAGUAGCAACAAAAACAAACCAAAGUAUCCGGUUACGACCGUGCAGUACCGAAGUUUCUCUUCGAUGACAAAGGGUCCUGUGUUAUUGACAUGCACUCAAGAUGGAGUUAUCUUGUUCUUCAGUGUUGCCUUGGAAUCACAAGGCUACCUGACCCUGCGCUGCUCGCUCAAAUUAAGUUCGAGGGUUCACAGCACACGAGCAUCCUUCUGCCCUCUGAUUUCCGUUGACAAGGGAGAAUAUAUAGUCGUCGGGAGCGAGGAUUCCAACGUCGACUUCUACGACUUAACUCGGCCGAAGCAUAAAAGUGUAAACAAGCUUCAGGGUCAUAGUUUUCCGGUCAUAGAUGUAGCCUGGAACCACGGGGAGAAUUUGUUGGCUUCAUCAGAUCUUUCCGGCGUUGUUAUAGUAUGGAAAAGAGCCAAAACAUAAGAGAAGCCAAUACUAUGAUAAACAGAGAUACACACAGGU